AUUUAAACAUUAACAAUGAAAGGAUUAUUACUACUUAAUGUUAUUUUGGGGACAAACUGCUUACUAGAAAAUUGAUCUUGGCCACACCUUGGCAUUACUGGUUUGGAGAAUUAUUUCCCUAUCCUUUUCUGAAACCUAUUCAACAUAGAAUCAAACAAUAGCAACUCUGGCAAGAAUCCUCCUACAUACACAAUGAAAAAAACAUUUCUGAGCUCUGUAAGUGAUAACACAAGCAUCACACUUUUUCCAGCAACCGAAAGGCCAGAGGUAGUUUGACUAAAGCUUGCAGGACUUUAUAAUGGCUUUAGUAUUUAGAACUGUGGCACAAUUGGCUGGAAUUUCAUUAUCUUUGCUGGGAUGGGUUUUAUCCUGUCUUACAAACUACCUGCCACAUUGGAAAAACCUCAACCUGGACUUAAAUUUAAUGGAAAACUGGACCAUGGGACUCUGGCAAACCUGUGUCAUCCAAGAAGAAGGUGGGAUGCAAUGCAAGGACUUUGAUUCUUUCUUGGCUCUGCCUGCCGAGCUCAGGAUCUCCAGGAUUUUAAUGUUUUUGUCAAAUGGGCUGGGAUUUCUGGGCCUGUUGGUCUCCGGGUUUGGGCUGGACUGCUUGAGAAUUGGAGAGAGACAGCACGAACUCAAGAAACGACUGUUAAUCCUGGGAGGAACUCUCCUCUGGACAGCAGGCAUCGCAGCCCUUGUUCCGGUCUCCUGGGUGGCCUACAUGACAGUCCAGGAGUUCUGGGAUGAGACCAUCCCAGAGAUCGUGCCCAGGUGGGAGUUUGGGGAUGCGCUCUUCAUCGGCUGGUUUGCUGGUUUUUUUCUCCUCCUAGGAGGAUGUCUGCUGAACUGUGUGGCCUGCUCCUCCCAAGCUCCCAUAGCUUCUGGCCACUACGCAGUGGCAGAAAGGCAGUAUCUCCGUCAACACCUGGAGAUGAAAAACACCCACCUGGAAAUCUAAGCCAGAUGAGAUCAGUGGUGUCCACUCCUCAGGAAAUGCUCACUCAACCUGGAUUUGGUAGGAUUUCCUACUGUAUAGUCACCCAGCCAUUAUGCUUAAAUGAUUUUCUAAAAUGCAUCCUCCCUGUGGCUAUUAAUUUCUUAAACUGUGAUUUCUUUCUAAGACGAUAAACCACUUUUAUCUUCUAGUCUGAGACCAAAACCAAUCAAGGCUUAAUAGUAAUUUUACUCAUUACUGAUGAGUUUUCUCAGUUUUAAAAUAGAUUUAGUGAUUGUACAGAACUAGUAAAUAAAACAUUCUAUUAGUACUUCUGUUAUCUUUGAAGGUGUUAUUCAUAGAGAUGAAUAUUGUGGGAAUUGGAAAUGUUACUGCUAAUCAUUUACUUCUUUCAAGUGUUUCAGAUCACCUAUUAUAUGAAACUAUAGUCUCGCUGCAUAUUUAUUUAAAAUGUACAACAUCUGAUUAUACUGAAAAAAUUGCUGGCUCUUUGAAAGCUGGAGAGGUGACAUGUGGGACACAUCAUCUUAUUAAUCAGAGACCUCAAGGCCUCUAUGGAGCCUUUCUCACAAGUCAUCCACAUUCAUUCAAGCCUUAUUUACCAUGUCAGAAGCAGAGGAGGGCAGUUUUCUGUUUUGGAGGAUUCACAUGAAAUC
Molecule: messenger RNA, 1614 nt
Organism: Hipposideros armiger (great roundleaf bat)
Lineage: Eukaryota; Metazoa; Chordata; Mammalia; Chiroptera; Hipposideridae
Product: claudin-22-like
Exons: 1
Coding region: 299-961 (220 amino acids)
Cellular component (GO): bicellular tight junction; membrane
Molecular function (GO): structural molecule activity
Source: RefSeq, a predicted model, not a curated record